AUGAGCGAAUCCAGCGCCAAAUCCAGCCAGCCCCUGGCCUCCAAGGGGGAGAAGGACGUGUCGGAGAAGAGGGGCCGGGGGCGACCCAGGAAGAAGCCGCAG
This is a messenger RNA of Nestor notabilis (Kea), 102 nucleotides long. RefSeq names its product high mobility group AT-hook 1 (gene HMGA1). The record is from RefSeq and is a predicted model, not a curated record. Lineage: Eukaryota; Metazoa; Chordata; Aves; Psittaciformes; Psittacidae. The annotation marks the transcript as partial. The transcript has a single exon.